Peromyscus maniculatus bairdii (prairie deer mouse) is the source of this 3685-nucleotide messenger RNA. RefSeq lists its product as uncharacterized. Gene Ontology annotation, cellular component: nucleus. Gene Ontology annotation, biological process: regulation of transcription by RNA polymerase II; embryo development. Lineage: Eukaryota; Metazoa; Chordata; Mammalia; Rodentia; Cricetidae. Gene Ontology annotation, molecular function: RNA polymerase II cis-regulatory region sequence-specific DNA binding; DNA-binding transcription factor activity, RNA polymerase II-specific. The record is from RefSeq and is a predicted model, not a curated record.
CUGUGAGGUCAUAGGGAGACAUCCAGGAAAUCCUCAUCAGGCUUUUGGUAGACACACGUGCAGCUUUCCCAAAGUUUGGCGAAAGUCCUCCCCUGCUCUACAUUCCUGUUGCAUCUCUGACAUGGAGGAAAUGCUGUCAUUCUGGGACGUGGCUAUUGAAUUCUCUCCAGAAGAGAGAGAAUGUCUGGAGCCUGCUCAGUGGAUUUUGUACAGGGAUGUGAUGUUGGAGAAUUACAGCAACCUUGAUUUCCUGGGUCUUGCUAUCUCCAAGCCACACCUGGUCACAUUUCUGGAGCAAAGACAAGGGCCUUGGGAUGUGAAGAUACAAGUACCAGCCCCUGUACACCCAGGAACAAUAUCAAAUGAUUGUAACCAUUACAACAAGGCCAUUGAUUGUAACUCACUCCUUAUUCAACGCCAGAGAAUCCAUACAGGGGAGAAACCCUACAAGUGUGAAAUAUGUGGAAAGGCCCUUAGUUCUCAAAAAAACCUAUCUAUACACCAGAGACUCCAUACUGGAGACAAACCCUAUAUGUGUAAAGAAUGUCAUAAGGCGUUUAGUACUCGCUCAUCACUUUUUAUACACCAGAAAAUUCAUACUGAAGAAAAAACGUACAAGUGUGAAGAAUGUGGCAAAUCAUUUUACUAUCCUUCAAUGCUGAAGCAACAUCAAAGAAUUCAUUCUGGAGAGAAACCCUACAAGUGUGAAGGAUGUGGCAAAGCUUUCUAUGAUCGUUCAUUCCUCAAGCAACAUCAAAGAGUUCAUUGUGGAAAGAAACCCUACAAGUGUGAAGAAUGUGGGAAAACAUUUUCCUCUGCUUCAAUCCUUCACAAGCAUAAACGUAUUCAUUCUGGUGAGAAGCCCUACAAGUGUGAACUGUGUGGAAAAGGAUUUACUAAGCCUUCUGUCCUUUCUGAGCACAAGAUAUGUCAUACUGGAAAGAAACCCUACAAGUGUGAAGAGUGUGACAGAUGUUUUUCCUCUUCUUUAACCCUUAGAAGACAUCAAAGAAUCCACUCUGAAGACAAUCCCUUCAAGUGUGUCGAAUGUGGCAGAGCCUUCUACACGCUUUAUGCCCUUACUCAGCACAAGUUUGUUCAUUCUGGAGAGAAACCCUACAAGUGUGAAGAGUGUGGCCGAUGCUUUUCCUUUUAUUCAGUCCUUAGAAGACAUGAAAUAAUUCACUCUGAAGACAGCCCCUACAAGUGUGGAGAAUGUGGCAAAGCCUUUACCAAACUUUGUAUAUUUACCCAGCACAAAUUUGUUCAUACUGGAGAGACACCAUACAGGUGUGAAGAGUGUGGCAAAGGAUUUUCUAGUCCUUCAUAUCUUAAGGUACAUAAAACUAUUCAUUCUGAAGAGAAUGCCUUCAAGUGUGGAGAAUGUGGCAAAGGCUUUGUUAAUCAUUAUACCCUUUCUCGACACAAGACAGUUCAUACUGGAGAGAAAUCCUACAAAUGUAAUAAAAGUUUACACUUUUGUAGCCUUCAAACACAUCAAAUAAUUCAUUCUGAAUAGAAGUUCCACAAGCAUGUGGAAUGUGGUAAAUCCUUUGCUGAUGAUUCAGACCUUAUGCAGCACAAAUGAAUGCAUUGAGUAGGGAAGCUAUGCACAUGUGAAGAAUUAAGUGCUAUAACAUUCCAUCAACACUGUCUACCAUCAGUAACAUUCAUUCGGCAGUAUAACAACCAAACAUGAAUGGAGUGCCUGACACUUAGUAUUUCCUUGUAUCUUUUUUUGUUUGUUUGUUUGUUUUUGUUUUUCGAGACAGGGUUUCUCUGUGUAGCUUUGCGCCUUUCCUGGAACUCGCUUUGGAGACCAGGCUGACCUCGAACUCACAGAGAUCUGCCUGCCUCUGCCUCCCAAGUGCUGGGAUUAAAGGUGUGCACCACCACUGCCCGGCGUUUCCUUGUAUCUUAAAUAACACAACAAUUUUCAUCCUGAAAUCAAAGCUAUAAUGUGAAGGAUGUGGUGAAGGUUUCAGUUAUCAUUCAGUUCUGGUUCAACCUCAGUAAUUCUCACCUGAGAGAAACCCUGCUCAUGUGCAGAAUAGGACCAAGGCUUAGCUCUUUCUCAUGCCUGUAUAAGUUUUAGAGAAUUCAUUGUGAUGAAGAAUCCAACAAAAGCAAUCAAUGUCCAAGUUCUCUAAGUGUUUGUCACACUCCAGGAUCUGCAGAUCCUUCAUACUGCAGAUACACUCUACACACUCAAAAGCUGUGCCUAAGCAUUUAAUAGUAAUUCAAGUCUUCAUCAGCAACAAAGUGUGACAUAGAUGAGGAACUGCAGAUGCAGAUGUCUUGUUAGCUUGCUGCAGGUAUCCACACCACACAACCCCACAUUAUCUGAAAUCUGAAGGACUCGCAGUUAGCUAUUUGCUUCUCUCUGAUUAGUUUUAUUACAAGCUUGUGUUCAGGGUGUUUUCUUGAUUUCUAAGUGAUGUGAGAGAAGCCAGCCAGGAUAACCAACACCAUCCUGUACAGGAAUUCCUUGGUUGUGUAAGAAUUGUGAGCAUGAAUCAGAUGGAGCAAAUUAGAAGGCACUAUUCCCCCAUGGUUUCUGCAUCACUUCCUGUCCUGGCUUCCCUGGAUGAUGGAACAAUAAUUCAUAAUUUGAAAUAAACUGAUUAUUCCCCCAUGUUGUUUUUAGUAUAGCUGUGUGUUGUUUUUAGUCCAGUCCACAUUUCUAGUACAGUCUAACAGAAAUCAAUCUAGGACAGCUGUGAAUAUGGAAACUUUUCUCUCUUCAUAACUCUGUUGUUACCACCUAAUGGCAUUCGAGAGACAAUGUCACAAAGCCUGUAGAUGUGUCCAGCUCUACUCUAGACCUGAGCAUCCACACUGCAGAGAAGUAAAAGAAUAUAACAAAUUAUUGUUUCCCCAAGUCAACACCAAAAUUUUCAGACUAGAGAGAAACCUGUGAAAUUGAAGAGAGUAGCUAUGUGUGGAGCAAUUGUUCUAAACACAAACAUGAGAAUUUUAGGCCUGAAGGAAAACUAACACACUCAGUUGAUAAGAGGGUUGAUUUUUCUUCAUACCUCAGUAUCAGAGAGUUUAUUUGGUUUAGGAGUCAUAUAGGUAUAAAUAGUGUGACAAAGCCUUAAGAACAAUCAUUACCCAUGAGUAAAUUCAUGUUGUAGUGAAUCCUAUAUAUAAUGACUGGCAGAAUCAUUUUUCACUGUUUACACCUCACAGCAACACAUCAGCUAUCAUUUAAGGCACUAUGUUCAUGGAAAUAGUAUAGCAACAUCUUUCCUCAUGGUUAGUAAUGGAUGUAUUGAAGUGUAGUGAAUACAUGCUAUCAGUGAUCUAGGAAAGAAGGUAUGUGUCCUACACGUUGAGCAGGAUGGUUGGAGCUUCCUAAGCCCUUUGGGUCAACUGUGUUUCACCAGAGACCUCUCAUACUAAACUGGAGCUAUAUGACUAGGUGUUUGCCAUCCAGGAUGUUGGUCUUUGGUCUGAUUCCCUUUAUGUCAACAGUAUUUUUUUGAAAAGGCUGUCAAUUCCAGUUCCUUGUUUUGACACUUUUGACAAAAAUUACAUGUCCUUUGCAUUAGUCUUUAUCUCUUGUUCUUAUGUUACAUUGUGUUGGGCUGUAUGUUUGUAUUUAUGUGAGUCCCAUGCCAUCCUUUUCACUAUGGCUCUGUAAUGCAAUUUGACAUUAGGGAAUAUAUAUCUUUGGUUAUUU